AUGCAAUACCGAUCAGGACUCAUCGCUGUUCUCGGCUUCAGCGCAACCGCAUUCGCUGCUCCCUCAGGUUCUCUCGUAGAUGCCAACGUCGUCGCAAACGUUAUUUCCCCAUAUGAACCUGUUACAGUCAAUAACAACGUACACGACAGAGAUGCUCAAAACAUCGCCUCGCCAUUCUCCACCUCCACCGGCGCCAUCUCUGCUGCUAAGAGACAAGUCGGAGGUCUCCUAGGAGGUGCUGUCCCAGGAGGUGUUCUUGGCAGCAAAGGCGGUGUUGUAGGUGGUCUUUUACCUUUGGGUGGACUCGCCUCCUCUUCGGAUGCAGAUUUAUCUCACCCCAUCGCAGACAUCGCCGCAGACGUUGUCGUCAAACGCAGCAAUGCCAGAAGACAAGUUGGAGCUGUCACAGGUCUCACCGGUGUUACUGCCACCGGCGGUGCCAUCACCAAUUCUGGUAAUGUCGUAAGACAAGUUGGAGCCGUCUCAGGUGUCUCAGGUGUUACCGCCCCUGUCACUGCACCCGUCACUGCACCCAUCACAGACAUUGUCAAACGCAACGUCAUCGCCAUCACCGAUGUCGUCUCCUCCGUUCACACCUUGAGAACCACCGUCGUCUCAAACGUUGUCUCCAUCCACGCUCUCGUAGGCUCUGUUGGCACCACCGCUGUUGGUCAACAAGGUCUUGCUGAGGAAAUCAUCAAGGAUUUGGGAGAAAUUGUUGGUGCGCUUACCUUUGCCGUUGAUGGUGUCUUGGCCCUGACCUUACCUACCGUUGUCAAUAUUGUCGUCACCGAGGUUGCCGAUGUCCUUGCUAUCUUGAGUAAUGUGGAGGCUAUUGUUUUCCAGAUCGUUCAAGUGCUUUCCGAUCUCGUUGGUGGUCUUUUGGACUCUACCUUCGAACUCGUUACCGCCGAAUUGACAGAAGUCUACAAGCUCCUCAACCCAGUCCUCAGCCCAGUCCUCACCUAUGUCGGUCUCGUCCAAUGCAAUGGUGAUGUUGGUCUCCUCCAAGAGGUUGCUGCUGCCGUUAGUGGUAUCUUGGGUUCCACCAAUGGUCUUUUGGGAAAGAACGGUUUGGCCGUCAUUGAGUUGUAG
Sclerotinia borealis F-4128 is the source of this 1095-nucleotide messenger RNA. The record is from the annotation of a GenBank genome assembly. NCBI's taxonomy places the organism in Eukaryota, Fungi, Ascomycota, Leotiomycetes, Helotiales, Sclerotiniaceae.